This is a messenger RNA of Pseudophryne corroboree (corroboree frog), 2144 nucleotides long. RefSeq names its product cereblon (gene CRBN). The record is from RefSeq and is a predicted model, not a curated record. The coding region runs from base 59 to 1399 and encodes 446 amino acids. The transcript is spliced from 11 exons. Gene Ontology annotation, cellular component: Cul4A-RING E3 ubiquitin ligase complex. Gene Ontology annotation, biological process: protein ubiquitination. Lineage: Eukaryota; Metazoa; Chordata; Amphibia; Anura; Myobatrachidae.
CGGGAUGGUCACGUGGGUGCCGCCGCCUGCUCCCGGCGUGCACUGCGGGUAAACAGGAAUGGCGGAGGAGGAAGGAGAGGACGAUCCUGGUAUCAAUAACAUGGGGAACCAUCUGCAGCUUAUCCCGGAGAGCGAGGAGGAUGAUGAUAUGGAGAUGGAAGACCCUGAUGGAGGAGAAACCGAAUCACCAAAUAUCAUCAAUUUUGACACCAGUUUGCCGACAUCUCAUGCAUACUUGGGGGUCGAUAUGGAGGAGUUCCACGGUCGGACCCUGCAUGACGAUGACAGCUGCCAGAUGAUCCCUGUGUUACCGCACGUGCAGAUGAUGCUUAUACCUGGCCAGACGCUGCCGCUACACCUGUCCCGACCACAGGAAGUCAGCAUGGUGCGUGGCCUCAUCCAGAGGGACAGAACAUUUGCUGUGCUGGCCUACAGCGAUUCUGUUCGGAGAGAAGCUCGCUUCGGGACAACGGCUGAAAUCUACGCUUACCGAGAGGAGCAGGAAUAUGGGAUUGAGACGGUAAAAGUGAAAGCUGUCGGGAGGCAGAGAUUCCAAGUGCUGGAGACAAGAACUCAGACAGAUGGGAUACAACUGGCUCGGGUACAGAUCCUACCAGAGAGGGUCCUGCCGUGUCCUCUGACCUUUGUUCAGCUGGAUUCUCAUAGAGGACAUCAUGUUUUCCUACCGCGUAACUCAGUCAGUGGCCGGAGCCCGCAGAGUCCCUGCCAGUGGCUGUACAAAUAUCACAGGAGAAAGUUCUAUGGUGCCAAUCUGACGUCCUGGCCCUCUUGGCUCUACGCUCUGUACGAUGCUGAUUCGCUCAUGGAGAGAGUGAAGCUCCAGUUACAUGAGUGGGACGAGAAUCUCCGGGAUGACUCUCUGCCGGCCAAUCCUAUAGAUUUCUCGUACAGAGUGGCUGCGUGUCUGCCCAUCGAUGACGCACUGCGCAUCCAGCUCCUACAGAUUGGAAACGCCAUCCAGCGGCUGCGCUGUGAGUUGGACAUCAUGAGCAAAUGCACGUCUCUCUGCUGCAAGCACUGCCACGACACCGAGAUCACUACCAAGAAUGACAUUUUCAGUCUCUCUUUAUGUGGGCCAAUGGCUGCCUAUGUGAACCCUCACGGCUACGUACACGAGACCCUGACAGUCUACAAAGCCUUAAACCUGAGCCUGGUAGGACGCGCGUCUACUGAGAACAGCUGGUUUCCAGGGUAUGCUUGGACAAUUGCACAGUGCCGGGUAUGUGGGAGUCACAUGGGGUGGAAGUUUUCUGCUGUGCGGAAGGAUCUCUCCCCGCAGAGAUUUUGGGGCCUGACCCGUUCAGCUCUGAUGCCUCGAAUCCCAGUGCCAGAAGAUGAGGAUGAAAGACAGGAACAAUCCCCAAUUCUCUGCCUGUGACGUCAGGUCGGGGAGCAAUCUAUGUCACUGUCUGGCUUUGUCUCCUGUGGGCUUUGCCCCCCCGGAUAUCUUGUAGGAGGACUCUUGCCACCGCAGCCCCUGCAUGUUCCUCCAUAUCUGUUGGUUAGAGGAAGCCGUGUCCUCUCCUCUGUCAGGAUAGAGCAGAGGGUCAGCAAUUGCUGCUCUCAGAGACAUGAACCAAGAACGAGUCGGAAGGAACCCAUCCUGUCCGCAUCACAGGCUUCUAUCAGCGAUCCAGCCCCUCCAACCCCCAUCUGUCUGCAUCACAGGCUUCUAUCUUUGAUCUGGAACCCUCCACUCAUAAGAAACCUUCCUGUACACUUGUGGGUUUUCUACAUCCUUUAAAAAGCAGCAAACACCAAUCCGUUUCUCUCAAGACUGGGCUGGAUGCAACAGAACUACAGCUGAAAGAUACUCAAGGAGUAUAUUGACUACAUGUGCAAUGAAAAUCCACGCUUCGGUGUCAUUACCACUAGCGACGAGCGCAGACCCUGCCCCAGAGGAGAGAAGUGGUAAUAACAGCUGGACCCCUCUACCCCUUACAGCGCACUCUCCCCGCAACACUCGUUCCAGCACCUGUGGGGGGGAAGGGGGGGGGGUUGGGGGGCAAUAGUCUUGUAACUCUUGUAUCUCUGUUCACCGAGAAGUGAAUAUUGCACUGCAAGAAUAUUACUGUAUAGAACAUAGAAUAUAAUGAAUCUUAAACCUAAAAGGUGUAUCGCUA